Penicillium soppii is the source of this 2028-nucleotide messenger RNA. Its product is annotated as fungal specific transcription factor domain-containing protein. The transcript is spliced from 8 exons. NCBI's taxonomy places the organism in Eukaryota, Fungi, Ascomycota, Eurotiomycetes, Eurotiales, Aspergillaceae. Gene Ontology annotation, molecular function: sequence-specific DNA binding; zinc ion binding. The record is from RefSeq and is a predicted model, not a curated record. The coding region runs from base 1 to 2028 and encodes 675 amino acids. Gene Ontology annotation, biological process: DNA-templated transcription; positive regulation of transcription by RNA polymerase II. Gene Ontology annotation, cellular component: nucleus.
AUGUCGGUCAAUGAAGGUCAAAUGCUCAGGAUCGAACCCUUGUACAAGAUGUGCCCGGAAGAAGAGGCCUUGCCAUUUUCCAGUGGAGGAGCAUCGAGUGUCGGUGUCAGAAAGCUAGAAGAAAAUAUUGCCAGAAGUGGAAGUUCUGGGCAAAUUGGGCCUCAAUCACAUCUUAAUCAGAUUCCCGUAGGAGGUACACUGUUCAUGGGCGACGAAGACGCCAACGUUCCUCCGACUCCUCACACAUCUGAUACACUCCUGGAGAAUCAAGAUCAUAUCAGAUGGGAGAGGAUUUCUAAUGCCAUGGGCCCGCCCUUGCAUGUCCCAGAGACCCCUCAGAGGGAACAGGAGGACGACCGUCACCAAUCAAGAUUUUCCAAGAACCCUCUGGUUGAUAGAGAUCCAUCUUUUGCACAAACGCCAGAUGGUCGAUUCUGGUAUAUGGGGCCAACGUCGUCAUGGUCCUUCUGUCGCCGUGUCCUGGCACUAAUAGGGCGAAAAGUUCCCGAGUCAAAUUGUCCACCUGAUCCCUUUCAUAUAGAUGGAACAGCUUUCAAAUUACACUGGCGGCCAUUUCCCUCAGAUGAAGUACCUGAUGUCACCAAUUUGCCACCAUUGGAUUAUGCACUAUUCUUAUUCAACACAGUCAAGUUCUACUUCGGCUUUCUUUCUUUCAUGAUUGAUGAACCGGCUUAUUUACGAGACCUGCAUGAGUUUUAUCGGGACCCGGCAGCUAAAGCUACCUCUGCAAGGCCUUGGUACUGCCAAUAUUUACUUGUCCUUGCGUUUGGAAAGGCAUUGUUGACACAAAAGAAUCCUUCUGGGACUCCGCCUGGUCAUCAGUAUGCAUCACGAGCGAUGGCCCUAUUACCCGACCUGUCGGGCAUUGAUGAAGAUCCCUUGGCCUGUAUCCAGGCAUUGAGCCUAGGCGCGGUGUAUCUCCAAUCCAUAGAUAUGAGAAGAGCGGCGUUUCAACAUAUUGGUCAUGCUUUACGUGGUUGCAUUAUUGAAGGGAUUCAUCGACACGUACCCGAGGAGAUAUGCGGACCCGAGCUUUCUAAGAGAUGCAGGACAAUAUUCUGGGUGGUCUACAUGUUGGAUAGAGAGUUUUCUGCUUUAAUUGGUGCACCGAGCUCGAUUCGAGAUGAGGAUAUCACCGUGAAGUUACCAGCGGAAUUGGAUGAUUCAGUGGAACACGUUAAUCUGACUUUACAUGUUCGACUUUCCCGGCUGAUGGCUAUAAUUUUGACGACCGUCUACGGAGUAGACAAUGAUUUUGAUGGCACUCUCGUUCGAAGUACUCAAUCAAUUCUUCAUAGCAUGGCCGAACUUUCGCAUGAUCUCACAGCAUUUCUCGAUACUCACUUUCACGGACUAAUUAGCCGAGCCUCUAAAAUGGCAAUUCGAUUGAUGCUGGCUCACCAUCAUUGCGUGGUUCUCACAACAAGGCCUUUGGUCAUGUGUGCGCUUCAUAUGCAUAUCGAACGAACUGACCGACAAACUUCACAAACAGUUGCUUUAUCUAGCCCUGUUUCAUCUCUUCUACAAUGUUGUGCCGAGUCUGCCCAAACUAUUCUCCAAACCCUUCGUAUUUUAGCUGACGAUGACUUGAUGGAUUCAUUUCUCCCCUUCCAAAUCGAAGACGCAUCGUCCUCUGCGUUCGUUCUCUACCUCAUUCGUGCAAUUGCCCCUUCGUUGAUUUCAAACAACUCUUGGUGUGAGAAUCUCGAAUGCGUUCUCGAUAAGCUCAUUUCGAAGGGUAAUUUGGCCGCGCCUCUCCGGAGGCUUGAACUGAGGCAAUUAGAGCAUGUGUUGGCACCUUUAACCCCAAAACUUUCCUUCCGACCAACCCCAGGAAAUGCGAAUGAAGCAGAUGAAAUAAGUGAGCAGUCAUAUAUGUUUGACCAAGACGAAUUCGAAUGGGAUAUGCUGGGGCUCAAUUCUUCGGUCAGCCUUCCACCACGAGAGUUGUUGGUUCUUGCAGAUCAACUAGACGUGGAGGGGAUUAUGCAAUCUGUCGGAGUUUGA